Messenger RNA from Paracoccidioides brasiliensis Pb18, 606 nucleotides. RefSeq lists its product as uncharacterized. The coding region runs from base 1 to 606 and encodes 201 amino acids. The record is from RefSeq and is a predicted model, not a curated record. The transcript has a single exon.
AUGACUCAAUCGCAACCAAUGGAACCCCAUGCCUCAUACCUGUCUCCCCGUCCCAGGAAGAAUGCAAUCCAACCAACCCUCCAUCCACCACCUGCAAAAGCGGAGCGCCCGAAUGACCCCAAUAAGUCCAGGCGUCAUGCUUUAGUGUUCCAAUUUCUGAAUUAUCGCACAGAUCUGCACCAGGAAUUGUACCCACGCAACGCACCCCGGGAUACUACUAUAAGAUUAUAUUCGGUUUUAACGGGCAAUUGCGGACUCCAUAUCCUCGCUUCCGGGCUGACCGAUGCAUAUGAUCGGAGUUUUUACUGUGGAUUUACCAGGACAAAGCGUGACAAACGGGAACGAAGCUCCCGUUGCAACACUCUCGUCAAGAUAUGCGCCUGCAGCAUCAGACUCCGCAGCGACGAUCUUCAGAAGAGCAAGGUCCCAAACGCGGCACUCGGCCAGAACAGCCUGCCCGUCGUAAAAGAGCAGCCAGCGUGCUCUGGAAGAAGUACUGUAGUCUUCAUACGUGUCGCCGAAACAAUGGGCACACGUAAUCACCCAGCCUGCCGGGUCUAUACAGACUGCGCUUCCCGCAAAAAGGAUUUGUUAUUUCUCCAGUAA